Molecule: messenger RNA, 1269 nt
Organism: Radiomyces spectabilis
Lineage: Eukaryota; Fungi; Mucoromycota; Mucoromycetes; Mucorales; Radiomycetaceae
Exons: 1
Coding region: 61-1185 (374 amino acids)
Molecular function (GO): oxidoreductase activity; FMN binding
Source: RefSeq, a predicted model, not a curated record
GAUCACUCUAAGCAACAGCAUUUUCAUUUUCAUCGUUUCCUGCAACACAUCAAAUCCAUCAUGGCUCCCACUCUGUUUACUCCUCUUAAGCUUGGUCGACAUACCUUGCAGCACCGCGUCGUCCUUGCGCCCUUGACACGUUUCCGAUCCGACGAGAAGGCGGUGGUCCGUCCUUUUGUCACCGAAUAUUACGCUCAACGAGCCACCCCUGGCGGUCUUUUGGUGACCGAGGCAACAUUCAUCUCUCCCACAGCAGGCAGUUACCCGAAUGCUCCCGGCAUCUACACUCAAGAACAGAUUGCCAAGUGGAAAGAGGUUACCCAGGCCGUUCAUGAUAAAGGUGGUGUCAUUUACUUGCAACUAUGGCACAUUGGCCGUGCAUCCCACUCCAAGUUUUCUCCCAACGGUGAACAGCCCGUCUCCGCGUCAGCGAUCGCCAUUCAGGGAAAGAAUUUGUGGGGUGAUCAGCAACAAGUGCCUCGUGCCUUGGAGAUUUUGGACAUCAAGGCUCUUGUUCAAGACUACCGACAAGCCGCUCUGAAUGCCGUGGAAGCCGGUUUUGACGGUGUAGAAAUCCACGCAGCCAACGGUUACCUGUUGGAUCAGUUUAUCAACACCUCCAGCAACAAACGUAGCGAUAUUUAUGGCGGAUCGAUCGAAAACCGAGCACGUUUCGCACUGGAAGUCGUCGAUGCCAUUGCCGAUGCUAUUGGUCCUGAUCGUACCGCGAUCCGCUUGUCUCCAUGGUCCGGUUUCCAGGAUAUGCAAGAUGACACCCCCUAUGAAACCUGGGGUUACAUCGUUUCUCAACUUCAAGCCCACCAACCUGAACUGGCCUAUGUGCAUUUCGUGGAACCCCGCAUUGAUUUCCGUUCUGAGGCCUUGCCUGAUACCACCGACUCUCUGGAUCCUUUCCGACAGAUCUGGAAGGGUCCUUUCAUUUCCGCUGGUGGCUAUACCAUUGAUCCCAAGUUGGCUUUUGAACGUUCCGACAAGUCUGGUGAUCUUAUCGCUUUUGGCCGUGCCUUCAUUGCCAAUCCCGACAUCGUCGAACGCCUGCGCAACGGAUGGCCUCUCAAUCGCUACAACCGAAAGACAUUCUACACACCUGGUGCUGAAGGCUAUACCGACUACCCCGUCUAUCAACCCGAAGCUCAACCAGAAGUCCCCAAACCAUCUCUUUAAAUAUAAGACUCUCUGCAUGUAGAUAAUUAGAUUAUUAAUUUGACAUUUUUAUAUUGCAUUCAAAUAAAACGCGUUUACUUGGCA